AUUCCGGCUAGAAGCGCUCAACAUAAAGUCACCAGCUACGUAUGUCCAGUGAACGAUCUAGAAGUGUGCGCAGUUUCCUGGAUGAAAAAUUCAAACCUACUUUUGACCAGGUAAACCAAGUUAAACUGUUUUGGUAAGUAAUUAGUAUGAUAUAAAAACUGGUAUCCCCUCAUCGGAUCUUAAACAAUUUCUCGGGAAGUCUCACUUGUCAGAAUCAAAAGUCCACAAUAUUGUGGACUCAGCAGACAGAGAUAAAAACCAGUUCAUUACGUAUGAUGAGUUCCUGAAACAAGUUUUGUCUGAAGAUGAAAAAAUUAUUCGAAGGCUGCGUAUUCACAAACGGAUACUCAAUCGUGUAGUUUUAGCUAUAGCGCCAGAUUGUGGACGCGAACAUCAACGAGCUGUUGCCAUUGAUUCUGGCUAUGACACCAUCGAUAUCGGCGUAUGACUGUCGUCCUCCUCCUAUAUUUAUCCCUUUGAUAACUAUUGCUGAGAUUGCAGUUUUUAUAUACUACGUUGUUACUUAUAGAAACAAAUCUGACUCCAAUGAUUUUAAAGUUUCAUCUGGUUUUCCUAUUGAUAGUAUACUUAUUUAUAACCCAACUAAACGUCACGAACUAUGGAGAUUUUUAACCUAUAUGUUUAUUCAUUAUGGUUAUAAGCACCUAGUUUUUAAUUGUUUAGUGCAAAUUGUACUUGGUCUUCUACUUGAGUUGGUUCAUAAAUUCUGGCGAGUUGGAUUAGUUUAUUUGUUAGGUGUUAUUUCAGGUUCUCUAGCUAGUUCUGUUACUGACUCGUUCUCCCUGAUGUGUGGAGCUAGUGGCGGCUGUUAUGCUCUGAUUGGCGCUCAUUUAGCUACUGUAAUAAUGAAUUGGGAUAUAAUGCAGGAGGGAUGGUUAAAUAACCCUUUGAACUUUAUAUCAAGUGGUGUUGUCAGAUCAAUUCUAAUUAUUGUACUUGACAGACGGGUACUUUCUGUCGAAUAUAGUUUCUUUAUAAAACGUUUUCUGAUUUCAAAAGAAUUCAUACAGUACUCUUACUUACGGGUUAAUAAAAAACACAUACAGAGGAGAUAGUAAAUAUGUGGAAGCAUCACCGAUGAACAAGGAGGAUCGGAUGCAGAUGUAAAGGGCGAGGAUUUGCAGGUCAAGGGUCACAUUCCUACACUUGAGGAAUACGUGGAACCCAAAACAACUGUUUGCAAGACAACACCAGAGUUAUAAUCUUCAAUACGAACGUCAAGACAAUUCUAUUGUACAGAGCUGAAACUUGGAGAACUAAAACAACCAUCAUCAAGAAAGUACAAGUAUUUGUGAACAAUUGUCUACGCAGAAUACUAAGUGUCUGUUGACCGGAACCUAUCAGCAACAGCCUACUGUGGGAGGGAAUAAAGCAGCUUCCAGCUGAAAAGGAAAUCAAGAAAAGACGGUGGAAGUGAAUAAAACAUAUUUUUCGGUAAUCAUCAAACUGUGCAUUAUGAGGCAAGUGCUUACUUGGAAUCUUAAAGGGAAACGGAAAAGAGAAAGAACAAAAAAAAACACUGCAUCGGACAUUUAAAGCAGACAUGAAAAGGAUGAAUUGCAACUAGAAAGGACUGGAAAGUAUUGUCCAGAACAGAACUGGACGGAGAAUGCUGGUGAGCCGCGAGGGGAAACAAGUAUGAGUGGUAGUGAUACUGCACUUGCUAUAUAUGAUCGAUUUUCAAAUCCAAAUGGAAAAAUACGUGUUGGUUUCUCCGCUCAUUUUGGUGGUUUUAUAGCAGGUCUUUUAUUAGGUGUAGUUAUUUUGCGCAAUUUAAAGGUAGAAAAAUGGGAAAAAUAUUUCGUUUGUAAUUGUGUUCUAAUUUUCCUCCUAUUUGUUGUAGCAACUAUCCUAUUCAAUGUAUAUUGUUACAGAAUUAAUGAAUGUCCUGCAUGUGAAUGGGAUAUUUAAAUGAUGAUCAGAUUUCUUCAUUUAUAAAGAAAGAAUACUGAGAUCUUUCUCUUUUAUUUUGUUAGUUGGGAUUGUAAAUAUAAUUGUUUUUUUUUCUUCCUGUAUGACUUAUUAACACAUUUCAUAUUUUAUAUUCUCUGUAUUUUUGCCCUUUUUGUAUUUCUUCUUUGUUGAGUAUUAUCUCACUAUUGAGUUGUUAAAGGCAUAAUUUAAAAUACAGAAGGAUUUGGUGUGAAUUAGAAUUUGUUUGCUUUCAUCUAGUUUUAACAUCUUUCUUUGAAAUCAUGAUUUUUAUUUAACACAAUUAGUUCUAAGAUCAUUAAUGAAAGAUGAAAAUUUAUGUUUGUUUUUUUUGGUUGACCUUUCACAUAUAAUUCUGGUAUUUGAAAAUAUUCUCAUAGAUUUUUGCAUAUCUAUACUAGUGUUUUAGACUGUAAACAAUGAACUACAAAUUUGUGUUGUUUUGUUUUGAAAAUUACUUUUGAUUCUUUUUAUUUGUUAGUUUUGCUUUCAGUCUGUGAUCAUCUACGCAUAGUUCUGUAGAGUUAUAUAUAUAUAUUUUUCAUUCCUAAACAUUUUUUAAUUGACUAUAUUUGGUUUUACAUCAAACAAUUCAAUAUUAUCUUUGUGACCUUUCAUCUUGUGAUUUACCAGUUUAUCAAAUAUGGGGUUUAUGUUUAAUUAGUGU
Molecule: messenger RNA, 2620 nt
Organism: Schistosoma haematobium
Lineage: Eukaryota; Metazoa; Platyhelminthes; Trematoda; Strigeidida; Schistosomatidae
Product: Rhomboid- protein 2
Exons: 10
Coding region: 423-1076 (217 amino acids)
Cellular component (GO): membrane
Molecular function (GO): serine-type endopeptidase activity
Source: RefSeq, a predicted model, not a curated record